ACAUGCAAUUGCAGAGAUAGUCUCAGAAAGUUAUUUACUAGUUAUUAAUUGAUUGCUGAGGUCAUUGACAGCUAUAAGCUAUCAUUUGUUACUUCAAUACUAAUAUUAUAACAUAAUAUCAGUAUUAUACUUGAAAUUUUUAAUACCAUCAUUUUUUUAAUGGUCAAAGAUCAAGUACUAUAAAAGAUGACUGCAGAGUGAUUGAGUUUAGUCUGUAAUCAAUAAUUUGAAGAUGUAUUCUAUCAAGCAUAUUACUCCAAUUUUCAUCCUUGUAUUUUUAUUUUUUUCAUAUAUAUUAGCGGAUGACAGUAAAGGAAUUCCUUUGGUAGUUAUAACUUGGGAUUAUAAAGAAGCUACGCAGAAAGCAUGGGAUGUUUUAAAUAAUGAAGGAAAAAGUGCUAUAGAUGCUAUUGAAGCUAGUUGUUCUUUAUGCGAAGAAAUGCAAUGUCGUAAGACUGUGGGUUAUGGCGGUAGUCCAGAUGAGUCAGGAGAAACAACAUUGGAUGCUAUGAUCAUGGAUGGGGUAAAAAUGGAUGUGGGUGGAAUUGGAGGAUUAAGAAAUGUUAAAGGUGCUAUAUCUGUUGCUCGUAAAGUGUUAGAGCAUACAGAACAUUCAUUGCUCGGUGGAAGUCUAGCUACAAAUUUCGCUAUACAAAUGGGAUUUAAAUCAGAAUCUUUAGAAACUGCAGAAUCUAAAGAUAUGUGGAAAAAAUGGAAAGAUAAUCAAUGUCAACCGAAUUUUUGGAAGAAUGUUGUACCAAAUCCAAAAACUACUUGUGGUCCUUACAAACGAAUUAAUAUUAUGGAUACAUUUAUGGAACAAGAAAAUCAUCAAGAAGUAUCAUAUUCAAAUGAAGAAAAUCAUGAUACGAUAGGAGUCAUAGCAAUAGAUAAAAAUGGACAUAUAGCUGCUGGAACUUCCACCAAUGGUGCAAGACACAAAAUUCCUGGUCGCAUUGGGGACUCUCCCAUACCAGGUGCAGGUGCAUAUGCUGAUCAACAAGUUGGUGCAGCUUCUGGUACCGGUGAUGGAGAUAUUAUGAUGCGGUUUUUACCCAGUUUUCUCGCAGUAGAAGAAAUGCGCCGUGGUGCCACACCAACAGAAGCAGCUAAAACGGCUAUAAGUAGAAUAGCAGAGCAUUAUCCUAACUUUACUGGUGGAGUUAUUGCAUUAAAUAAAGAUGGACAAUUUGGAGCAGCAUGUAAUGGCAUCCCUUUUUUUCCAUUCUAUGGUACUCUACAUUCACUCAUUUUCAACAACACAAAUUCGACGCAAACGCCUGUCUCGAUCGUCCUCCUUGUACAUAGCUUCGUUGUUAUAUCGAAUAUUAUUUGUAUUAAUAUAAAUUUUGAAAUUUUUAUCUUACAAACAAAUAUACUAAAAAUGCCAGAAACCAUGGAGGAAGAUAUGAAUAUGUCAGUUCGUUUAACGAAUGACGAUUUUCGAAAAUUAUUGAUGACACCAAGAGCAGCUGCUCCUUCAGCUACACCAGCAUCAGUUCCAGGCACAGCUCGAGAUGCUAGUGCUAAGACGGCGCAAACACCUAUUGUUACCGGAGGUAGUAGAGCAGAGUUACGUAGAAAAAAAAAGAGCUUUUAUGCUAAACUUAAGAAACAAGAAGAAGAUAAAAUGGCAGAGUUGGCUGAAAAAUAUAGAGACAGAGCAAGAGAGCGUAGAGAUGGAACUAAUCAAGAUUAUCAAGCAGAAGAUCCUAUGAAUAGUGCUAGCGCAUAUCGUGCUGUUGCUCCUGAUUUAAAAUCAGGCAUGGAUGCAGCAGAACGUAGAAGACAAAUGAUUCAACAAUCUAAAUUCUUAGGUGGUGAUAUGGAACAUACUCAUUUAGUAAAAGGAUUAGAUUAUGCCCUUUUACAAAAGGUACGUAGUGAGAUAGAAGCUAAAGAACACGAACAAGAACAGGAAAUGGAAAAGUUAGUAAAACCAAAAGAAAAAAUAAAAGAGAAGAAAGAACCAGAGAAAAAGGAAGACGAAAUGCAAUUUAAAACUAAAAUUGGUCGCAAUAUUUAUAAAACUAUAUUGACCAUGAAGUCGAAACAAAUAGAAAGGAAUGAACUUUUUACACCGGGACGAAUGGCAUAUGUUAUAGAAUUGGAUGAUGAAAAUGCUGAUGUAGACAUUCCGACAACAUUAAUUAGAAGUAAAGCGGAUGUUCCUACUGUGGAGAAUACGCCAACAUUGACGACCAAUGAUAUAGUGAUAAAUAAGUUGGCACAAAUUUUAUCAUACCUAAGACAAGGUAACCGACAUGGAAAGAAAGGCAAGAAAAAUAAGGAUGGUCGUUCCAGAGCUGAUGAUACAAAUGAUAUGGACCUUCCACCAAGACCUCAGGAUGAAAGUAUAUAUGGGGAUAUUGGUGAUUAUGUUCCUGCUAUUGGAAGAAAAGAUAGCAUACAGCAUCGAGAUAAAAAGAAAGGUUCAUACUUUGAUAAGCCAGAGAAUAAUAUAGAUACAGAUGAUAAAGCAAAUACUCCACAAUUGCCAAGUACUUUACCUCAAAUUAUUGAAACUAAUGUACCCAAGAAGGGAGCGCUUCUUAAUAAAUUGGCUGCUGAACCUGAAGGUUAUGCAGAGUGUUAUCCAGGUUUGGACGAAAUGCAGGAUGCUAUAGAUGACUCCGACGAUGAAGUGGAUUAUACAAAAAUGGAUUUAGGCAAUAAAAAAGGUCCUAUUGGUAGAUGGGAUUUUGAUACACCAGAAGAAUAUAGCGAAUAUAUGAAUAAUAAAGAAGCACUACCAAAAGCAGCUUUCCAAUAUGGGGUAAAAAUGGCAGACGGCAGAAGAACUAGAAAAUAUAAUAAAGAAAAGAAUGAAAAAGCAGAAUUGGAUCGUGAAUGGCAGAAAAUUCAAAAUAUUAUGAAUAAAAGAAAACCAGCUACUAAUUUGGAAGGAGGCUCGGAAUUUAAAAUACCGAGAUAUUAAAUAUUCUUUAAUGAUUAUAAACUUUUUAUAAUGCAAAGAUAGUGUAGAUAUUGUGAUUGAAUAUUCAUCAUGUAUAAUUUAACAGAAAUGAAAAAUAAAAACAGAAUCGAAAAAAAACAAACAAAAAAUUGUGGAGCCGGCGUUCAAGUGACAGACUGAAACCCGCAUUAACGCGGGACUGGUGCUUAGUAAUAUAAUUUAAAAAAAGAAUCUAAAUUUACAAAAAAAAAUCUAAAUUUAAAUAAAAAUAGGGUUUCGUUAGAAUUAUUGUAUCAUAUUAAAUUAAAAAUGUUCAUCCCUAGAACCUGGAGAAAGAAAUUAAGCCAGAAAUACAUUUUUUCACACAUUUACAAUACCAAAUAUUAUUUGAAUUGUAUAUAUAAUAAAGUACGUGUAUUUAA
Molecule: messenger RNA, 3339 nt
Organism: Polistes canadensis
Lineage: Eukaryota; Metazoa; Arthropoda; Insecta; Hymenoptera; Vespidae
Product: protein Red-like
Exons: 8
Coding region: 233-2938 (901 amino acids)
Biological process (GO): mRNA splicing, via spliceosome
Cellular component (GO): nucleus
Molecular function (GO): hydrolase activity
Source: RefSeq, a predicted model, not a curated record